AUGGGUCUCAGAGCUGUGCAGUUGGGCCUCAGAGCCUGGGAGUUCCUAUGGUCACUGCUCAUUAUGGCCCUCGUCGGUAACAUGAUCGCCGAAUCCUUCUCCGGGAACCCUGGGACGGUAAACUACGCGAUCUAUACAUCAGUGUUCUCAAUGUUCACGCUGUUCUAUCUGAUCCCGGCCUCGUUCAACAUCGACUGGUCCGGCCACCCGCUUAUCAUGAUCAUCAUCGACGCUCUGAACUGCAUCUUCUUCUUCUGCGCUGCCAUCGCACUUGCUGCCAAGCUCGAAUGCCACUCUUGCAGCAACCAUGAGUACCUCAAGCACAACGAGAUCACCAAUGGCUCACACAACAUGUCUAAGCGCUGCCGUGAGGCCCAGGCCUCUGUUGCUUUCCUCUGGUUCGCCUGGGCGGGCUAUAUGGCCUCCGUGAUUGUCUCUCUGUUCAUGUCCCGUUCUGCUGGCACCAGCUCGCGUGGCCGCACUGGCAGUGGCCGCCGAAACACCCCCAACAUGGCCCAGGUUUAA
This is a messenger RNA of Penicillium vulpinum, 525 nucleotides long. Its product is annotated as MARVEL domain-containing protein. NCBI's taxonomy places the organism in Eukaryota, Fungi, Ascomycota, Eurotiomycetes, Eurotiales, Aspergillaceae. The transcript has 3 exons. The record is from RefSeq and is a predicted model, not a curated record. The coding region runs from base 1 to 525 and encodes 174 amino acids. Gene Ontology annotation, biological process: protein localization to plasma membrane; eisosome assembly. Gene Ontology annotation, cellular component: plasma membrane; eisosome.